Messenger RNA from Drosophila pseudoobscura, 2410 nucleotides. It is a transcript of the gene Pli, whose product is annotated as E3 ubiquitin-protein ligase pellino. Gene Ontology annotation, molecular function: protein binding; ubiquitin protein ligase activity. Lineage: Eukaryota; Metazoa; Arthropoda; Insecta; Diptera; Drosophilidae. The record is from RefSeq and is a predicted model, not a curated record. Gene Ontology annotation, biological process: protein polyubiquitination; regulation of Toll signaling pathway. The transcript has 10 exons. The coding region runs from base 610 to 1884 and encodes 424 amino acids.
AUCGAUAAGUCCGCGGGUCACACUGAAGCCUAGCCAUUCAGAAAAAAUGGUCUCACAAAUUAUUCUGCCGCGACAAUGAAAACAACAAAAAAGCAGUGCCGAUUUUGUUCCUGAAUUCUGAGAUCCGUUGAUAAAUUAAAAAAAAUAUAUAUUCGACAUAUGAAUGAAUAAUCAACGCCGCUAGUCAAACAGUUUAUUACAAGUGAAUCGUCGUCGGUUUUUUGUCGUCACGCCUGCAUAUUAUUGUUAAAAACAAAACGAAAAACGUCUUAGAAUAGCGUUCUGCGAAUGUUUAUGCCAUUUGUUGAAACAAUCGAAAUCAAAGGCCGCGAGCGCGCGAGAUGCGGAAGAGCCAAACGGCGGCAACCAUUAUUUAUGUGUGCAGCAGCAGCGAAAUAAUCGCCAAAAAUUAAUGAGAAAUAGUACCCCUGCCCCCCGCAGCAAGUGCAUUAAUAGGUUGCCGCACAAAUCAUAUUGCAGUAGAGGUUUAACAAAAAGAUCGUCAAAAUUAAUUUCCGUCGCAUUAAAAUCUUUACCUCAAAACUGGAUUAUAACCGAUCCGUUGACAUUGGCGUGCAGCAGGAAAACAAUUCGGGGGUAACCAACAAAAUGGUGAAACGCACCGACGGCACAGAAUCUCCCAUACUGGCUGAAGACGGUGGCGAUGGCCAUGACAAACCUCGUUUGCGCUACGGAGAACUAGUUAUACUCGGCUACAAUGGCUACUUGCCACAGGGCGAUCGCGGGCGACGACGCUCCAAAUUUGUGCUCCACAAACGGACAGAGGCGAGCGGCGUCAAGCGCUCCAAGCACUACAUCGUCCAGUCGCCACAAACAUCGAAGGCCAUUCUGGAUGCCAAUCAGCAUUCAAUCUCGUACACUCUCUCACGCAACCAGGCGGUUAUCGUCGAGUACAAGGAGGACAUGGAAACGGAUAUGUUUCAGGUGGGACGCUCCUCAGAGUCCCCCAUCGAUUUUGUUGUGAUGGAUACGCUGCCGGGCGAUAAGAAGGACGCCAAGGUGAUGCAGAGCACAAUCUCCCGGUUUGCGUGCCGCAUCCUGGUCAAUCGGUGUGAGCCCGCCAAGUCGAGAAUAUUUGCCGCCGGCUUUGAUUCAAGCAGAAACAUAUUCCUCGGGGAAAAGGCAACCAAGUGGCAGGAUAAUGUGGAAAUCGAUGGCCUGACCACCAACGGUGUGCUGAUCAUGCAUCCCAAAGGAUCCUUUUGUGGCGGCAAUGCCAAGUGCGGCCUCUGGCGUGAGUGUUCCGUGGGUGGGGAUGUCUUUAGCCUACGCGAGUCGCGUUCGGCCCAGCAAAAGGGUCAACCGGUCUAUGACGAAUGCAACAUCCUGCAGGAUGGCACACUUAUUGAUCUCUGCGGUGCCACGCUGCUCUGGCGCUCCGCCGAGGGCUUGCAACACUCGCCGACCAAACACGAUUUGGAGAAACUUAUCGAUGCCAUCAAUGCCGGUCGUCCACAGUGCCCGGUGGGGCUCAACACGCUGGUCAUACCACGCAAAGUAAACAUUAGUGAUCAGGUGAAUCAGCCUUAUGUGUACUUAAACUGCGGCCAUGUGCAGGGUCAUCACGACUGGGGUCAGGAUGAGAACACUGGCGCUCGCCGCUGUCCCAUGUGCCUGGAGCUGGGUCCCGUGGUCACCCUCUGCAUGGGCCUGGAGCCGGCCUUCUAUGUGGACGUGGGGGCCCCAACGUAUGCAUUCAAUCCAUGCGGACACAUGGCGACUGAGAAAACUGUCAAAUACUGGGCUAAUGUUGAGAUACCGCACGGCACCAAUGGCUUUCAGGCUGUUUGUCCAUUCUGUGCGACGCCGUUGGAUGGCGCGACUGGCUACAUUAAAUUAAUAUUCCAGGAUAAUCUAGAUUAAAUAUAAAUAUACAUGAUAAACAAUUGUAUUUACGUCUAUAUAGAUAUUUGUAGUAAUUGAAACGAUGUCCAAGUUUGAAGCAGGCAUUAAAACUAGGCUUUAUUUAUUACCAUUAAUUAAUAUUAACCGGAAACUGAAACCGAAAUCGAAACCGAACCCGAACCCGAUUUCUGCUAACUGAAUUGAAAAGCAGCAAAGCGAAGCAAAAUAUUGUAUUUUGUAUCUGCAUUUGGCUUUGCCUUUGCCUUUGCUGUGACUGCAACUCUGAUUUUUGAUUUGUUUCGAUUGCUGCUGCUCUUUAAUUGCUGGAUUAUGUUUGCCAAACCCCUACCCGCCUACCCGCCUCCCCCUUUGAAUUGCAUGUUCAACUCUGAUGUUUGUAUAAAUUAUUUUGAAUUAAUUCAGGCAGCGAUCGGCGGCAGGCAGACAGGAGAAAGCACUGGGAGCAUAGGAAAAGCAUUUGAAUGUAAAUCGCAGAUAUAUAACGAUCAUUAAUUGUCUAUAAUUGUGUACAAAAACAAAAAAC